Cricetulus griseus (Chinese hamster) is the source of this 1236-nucleotide messenger RNA. Lineage: Eukaryota; Metazoa; Chordata; Mammalia; Rodentia; Cricetidae. The record is from RefSeq and is a predicted model, not a curated record.
AUGUCUGAAUAUAUUUGGGCAACAGAAGACGAGAAUGAUGAGCCCAUUGAAAUACCCUUAGAAGACGACGGAACAGUAUUGCUGUCCACAGUUACCGCCCAGUUUCCAGGGGCAUGUGGCCUGCGAUACCGGAAUCUGGUGUCUCAGUGUAUGAGGGGUAUCCGGCUGGUGGAAGGAAUUCUGCAUGCCCCGGAUGCUGGCUGGGGCAAUCUGGUAUAUGUGGUCAACUAUCCCAAAGAUAACAAAAGGAAAAUGGAUGUGAUAGAUGCUUCCUCGGCCAUGAAAGUGAAAAGAGCAGUCCAGAAAACAUCUGAUCUAAUAGCGCUGGGUCUCCCUUGGAAAACAACAGAACAAGAUCUUAAAGACUAUUUCAGUACUUUCGAAGAGGUUCUUAUAGUUCAGAUCAAGAAAGAUCUUAACACUGGUCACUUAAAGGGGUUUGACUUUGUUCGAUUUAAGGAAUAUGAAACCCAAGUGAAAGUGAUGUCACAGCGACAUAUGAUAGAUGGGCGAUGGUGUGACUGUAAACUCCCCAAUUCUAAGCAAAGCCCAGAUGAGCCUUUGAGAAGCAGAAAGGUGUUUGUUGGGCGUUGUACAGAAAACAUGACUGCUGAAGAGCUUCAGCAGUUCUUCUGCCAGUAUGGAGAAGUGGUAGAUGUCUUAAUUCCCAAACCAUUCAGGGCUUUUACCUUUGUUACCUUUGCAGAUAAUAAGGUUGCCCAGUCCCUUUGUGGAGAGGAUUUGAUCAUGAAAGGAAUUAGCGUGCAUAUAUCCAAUACUGAACCUAAGCAUAAUAGCAAUAGACAGUUAGGUGGAAUAUUUGGUGGUAAUCCAGGUGGCUUUGGGAAUCAGGGUGGCUUUGGCAGUAGAGGGGGCGGUGCUGGCUUGGGAAAUAACCAGGGUGGUAACAUGGGUGGAGGAAUGAACUUCCGAGCUUUUAGCAUUAAUCCAGCGAAGAUGGCUGCAGCCCAGGCUGCAUUGCAAAGUAGUUGGGGUAUAAUGGGCAUGUUAGUCAGCCAGCUGAACCAGUCAGGUCCAUCUGGUAAUAGCCAAAGUCAGGGCAGCAUGCAGAGGGUACCAAAUCAGGCUUUUGGCUCCGGAAAUAAUUCCUACAGCGGUUCUAACUCUGGGGAUCCUCUUGGUUGGGGGUCGGAAUCCAAUGCAGGGUCAGGCAGCGGUUUCAAUGGAGGCUUCGGCUCCAGCUUGGAUUCUAAAUCCUCUGGCUGGGGCGUGUAG